AUGCUGGGACCUGAACAUGUUGAUGUGACAGCCUGUUACAACGAUCUGGGUGGUUUGCACAGUGACCUGGGCGAGACAGAUCAAGCUAAAGACUACUAUAAGCGAGCACUGGAGAUUCGUCUGAGAAAGCUGGGACAUGAAUAUGUUGAUGUUGCAACUUUUGACCUGGGCGAAACAGAUCAACCAAAAGACUGCCAUAAUCGUGCACUGGAGAUUAAACUGAUAAAGCUGGGACCUGAACAUGUUGAUGCCGCACUCUCUUACAACAAUCUGGGUGUUUUACACGUUGCGCUGGGCGAAACAGAUCAAGCAGAAGACUACCAUAAGCGUGCACUGGAGAUUCGUCUGAAAAAGCUGGGACAUGAACGUGUUGAUGUCGCAGCGUGUUACAGCAAUCUGGGUAUUUUACAAAGUCACCUGGGCGAAACAGAUCAAGCAAAAGACUACUAUAAGCAUGCACUGGAAAUUCGUCUUAAGAAACUGGGACUUGAUCAUUCACCUAGACGAAACAGAUCAACCAAAAGACUACCUAAAGAGUGCACUGGAGAUUCGUCUGAAAAUCUGGGACCUAAACAUGUUGACGUUGCAGCCUCUUUCAACAAUCUGGGUAUUUUACACGUCGCGCUGGGCGAAACAGAACAAGCAAAAGAGUACUAUAAGCGUGCACUGGAGAUUCUUCUGAAAAAUCUGGGUGCUGAACAUGCUGAUGUUGCAGCCUCUCACAACAAUCUGGGCACUUUACACAGUAUGCUGGGCGAAACAGAUCAAGCAAAAGACUAUCAUAAGCUUGCACUGGAGAUUCGUCCGAAAAAGCUGGGACCUAAACAUGUUGAUGUCGCACAUUCUUACCACAUGCUGGGUUGUGUGCACAAUGACCUAGGCGAACUCAAAGAGGCCAGUAUUGUCCUGAUCGUGCACUAG
This is a messenger RNA of Stylophora pistillata, 921 nucleotides long. Its product is annotated as nephrocystin-3-like. The record is from RefSeq and is a predicted model, not a curated record. Lineage: Eukaryota; Metazoa; Cnidaria; Anthozoa; Scleractinia; Pocilloporidae.